AUGACUCUUCGUCCACUGCUAACGGCCGCGCUCGCGGCGACAACGGCCCUCUGCAAGCCCACCAUCCUCAAAAGUCGUGCCGUCAUUGACCAUGAUGCGGUCGUUGGUUUUGCCGAGGCCGUGCCGGACAAUAGCGAAGGGGACCUGAUGUUGGCGUACAAGCCAUAUCUCAAGGUCUUCAACGGCUGCGUUCCCUUCCCUGCGGUGGAUGCGGAUGGAAACACCUCUGGUGGACUUAGCCCAACAGGAGACUCAAAUGCCGGUUGUUCCUCCAGCACUGGCCAGGUAUACGCGCGAGCUUCCGUGUACGAGGAGUACUUUGCAAUCAUGUACAGCUGGUACAUGCCAAAAGAUGAGCCAUCCGACGGGCUCGGGCACCGGCACGACUGGGAGAACGCCGUUGUCUUCCUCUCGGGGAACUCAUCGGACGCCACGUUCGUAGCCAUGGUCGUGAGCGAGCACGGGGGCUACGUGAGCGGGACCGCCACCUUUGACGGCACCCACCCCUACGUCGGAUAUAUCAGCUACUGGCCCGUGGACCACACCCUGAUCUUCACCACCACCGAGGGUGGCACGCAGCCGCUGAUCGCCUGGGAAGAGCUGACGGAGGCGGCUCGCGAGGCGCUCGAUACGACCGAUUUUGGCGAUGCGACUGCUUCUUUCAAGGAUUCCAACUUUCAGUCAUACCUGGCUGAUGCAUAUUCCACGGCAUUCUGA
This is a messenger RNA of Diaporthe citri, 717 nucleotides long. RefSeq lists its product as uncharacterized. Lineage: Eukaryota; Fungi; Ascomycota; Sordariomycetes; Diaporthales; Diaporthaceae. The coding region runs from base 1 to 717 and encodes 238 amino acids. The transcript is spliced from 3 exons. The record is from RefSeq and is a predicted model, not a curated record.